CGUGGUGGGCCGUUUCAGGAAACGCAUCGGGAAGACGCCGAGUGCUCAGCGAAAACCACCGCCGGACUGUUGGCUCCGGCGACAUAUGGGGAUUAGAAGAGGAGAGCGUACAUCUGGAAAUUCAAAUCAAACGUCAAGUCAAGAUCUGACACAGUCACUCCAUUCAUCUGCAGCUGAAGCUGGCCUCCAAAUGUGGAUGGAGUUCUGCUUGAGGGGAUGGUUUCAAUCAUCUCUGAUUGGGGUAUUGCGAGUGGAAGAUUUACAUUAAGGAAACACAAACCAGGCGUCACAUUGAGGUCUGACAGCAGUUUGAUUCUUCAGGACCUGGAUACUUGUGACAUUUGAAUGGUCUUAGAAAAGGAGGACUUGCAGUUGGGAAACGGAAACCAAACAUAGCAUCAGAACCUAACAGAUCUGACCACUUUAUUGCAACCUGAAUAUCGUUGGAUUUUGAACAUGGAAGAAAAAGGCACCAGUCACGGUGGGGAGAAACUGUACACGUGUUCUGUGUGUGGACAAGGCUUCAGCCGGUCAUCUGAUCUGUUCGGACAUAAAUGCAGUCAGAACGCAGAGAAACCGUGGAAAUGCGGGGACUGUGGGAAGGGAUUCAUUUCCCCGUCAAAGUUGGAGACUCAUCGGCGCAGUCACACCGGCGAGAGGCCGUUCACCUGCUCGGGGUGCGGGAAGGGUUUUACUACGUCGUCCCACCUGCAGAGGCACCAGCGAGUCCACGCUGGGGAGAGGCUGUUCGCCUGUAACGAGUGGGUGAGGGGCUUCACGCCUUCCUCCAGCUCGCUGACACAUCAAGUUCCAACUGCAAAGAGAUCUUUUCCGUGCCUGGACUGCGGGAAGCGCUGCGCAGGUUCUGAGGGACUGAUGGCCCAUCAGCACGUUCGCUCUGAGGGGACACCAUUCCAGUGCUCCCACUGUGGGUCCGGGUUCGAGACAUUGCCUGAGCUCACCGUACACCAGUGCACUCGCAAUAAGGAGAAGCCGUGGAAAUGUGGCGACUGUGGGAAGGGGUUCAGUUACCCCUCUGAGCUAGAAACCCAUCACCGCACACACACCGGUGAGAAACCAUUCACGUGCUCUGACUGCGGGAGGGGAUUCACUCGGUCUUACCAGCUGAUGACCCAUCGGCGCGUUCACACCGGGGAGAGACCGUUCUCCUGCUCCGAGUGUGGGAAGGGAUUCACAAACUCAUCGGACCUGCUGAUACACCAGCGGGUUCACACCGGGGAGAGGGCUUUCACCUGCUCUGUAUGCGGGAAGGGAUUCACCACUUCGUCCACCCUGGUGACACACCAGCGGGUUCACACCGGGGAGAGGCCCUUCACCUGCCCUUUAUGCGGGAAGGGAUUCACUCGGUCUUCCACCCUGGCGAUGCACCGGCGAGUUCACACCGGGGAGCGGCCGUUCACCUGCUUUGAUUGUGGGAAGGCGUUCACUCAGUUAUCCAGCUUGCUGAGACAUCAACGUGAUCACAGUGGAGAGAGGCCGUACACCUGCUCACAGUGUGGGAAGGGAUUCACUCGGGCAUCGACCCUCUUGAAGCAUCAGCAAAUUCACCAGGAACUACAUGAGGAAAAACCGUACACGUGUUCUGUGUGCGGACGAGGAUUCAGCCAGUCAGAUGACUGGUUGGGACACAACUGCAGUCACAGUGGGGAGAAACCGUGGAAAUGUGGGGACUGUGGGAAGGGAUAUAGAUCCCCUUCUGAGUUGGAAACCCAUCAGCGCAGUCACACUGGAGAGAAACAGUUCACUUGCUCUGAUUGUGGGAAAGGGUUCACUCGAUCAUCCACCCUGUUGACACACCAACAGGUUCACACCGGGGAGCGACCAUUCACCUGCUCAGUGUGUGGGAAGGGAUUCACUCAGUUAUCUAACCUGCUGAGACACCAGCAGGUUCACACUGAUGAGAGACCUUUUAAAUGCACAGACUGUGGGAAGCGCUAUAAAAGUUCUGGGGAAUUGAUGCGCCAUCAACGUGUUCACACCGAUGAGAGACCAUUUAGGUGCACUGAUUGUGGAGCUGGAUUCAGGACAUCAUCUGACUUCCUCAUACACCAGCGAGUUCAUACUGGGGAGAGACCAUUUGCAUGCUCUGAGUGUGGGAAGGGAUUCACGCGCUUAUUUCAACUGCAGGAGCAUCAGCACAGUCACACUGGGAAGUGGCCCUUCACCUGCUGCGUGUGUGGGAAAGGAUUCAUUCAGUCAUCCAGUCUGCUGACACACCAGCGGGUUCACACUGACGAGAGACCUUUUAAAUGUCCUGACUGUGGAAUGUGCUUUAAAAGUACUGGGGAACUAAUGUCCCAUCAACGUAUUCACACCAACGAGCGACCAUUCAGAUGCUCUCAUUGCGGGACUGGCUUCAGGCGAUCAUCUCACCUCACUGUACACCAGCGAGUUCACACUGGGGAGAGACCGUUCACUUGCUCUGAGUGUGGGAAAGGAUUCGCUCAGUCAUCCCACCUGCUGACACACAAGCGGGUUCACAGUGGAGAGAGGCCAUUCACGUGCUCUGAGUGUGGGAAAGGUUUCACUCGAUCAUCCCACCUACUGAGGCACCAGGGAGUUCACAAGUAACUACAGUGACAGGAUUCUUCUGUCAAUCACAUCCAGAAAUGAACAGUGCUGAAUGGGAUCUGCUCCUGCUGAUUUUAAUGGAAUCCGCCCCCCUUAAACGGCCUAAUAUUCUGGAUAAAAAUCAAAUAAAUCAGCUUUGUGUAAGACACGCAAUGUGUUGUGUCUUUUUAACAUCUCUAUCACACUCAUUCGUCCUCAACUCAAAACUGCUUCCUCCAUUCCUAUGUGCUGAAUGUACGUUUUCCUCCAUUUUCUCUUGUUUCUUGCCUGCAUCCUUCAGAGCUCGUCUUAUCCAUGAGACCCACCUAAUUGCUCACUUGACACAAUUCUCACGGCACAACCAACCAUCCAAAUUCUUCAUGCCUCUGCCUAGCUUCCAACCAUUAGUUCCACAUUUGGAAGCCGGUAUCAUUUCAAGUCCUGAUGAGCAGUGAGGCUGUGUCCAGAUCUUGACGUGGAAGUUUGGUUUGAGUUGUCAGCCCUCC
Messenger RNA from Chiloscyllium plagiosum (whitespotted bambooshark), 3077 nucleotides. RefSeq lists its product as uncharacterized. Gene Ontology annotation, biological process: regulation of transcription by RNA polymerase II. Gene Ontology annotation, molecular function: DNA-binding transcription factor activity, RNA polymerase II-specific. The record is from RefSeq and is a predicted model, not a curated record. Gene Ontology annotation, cellular component: nucleus. Lineage: Eukaryota; Metazoa; Chordata; Chondrichthyes; Orectolobiformes; Hemiscylliidae.